Molecule: messenger RNA, 693 nt
Organism: Dovyalis caffra
Lineage: Eukaryota; Viridiplantae; Streptophyta; Magnoliopsida; Malpighiales; Salicaceae
Source: the annotation of a GenBank genome assembly
AUGAAUCAAAUUCAAUCUCAUCUCAUUGUCACAGCCACCCUUAAAGACCCAUAUGCAGCAGCAAAGGUCAUAGCUUUCUAUGCACAUUCAAAUGGCAAAAGCUCUCUUUUUUAUGCUGAAAGACUCCUCCUUUGCCUUCAAAACAAGUCCACCUUCAUUUGGAACACCAUGAUACAGGCUUUUGUAGAGAAAAAUGAGCCCGUUAGAGCUUUCUCUCUAUAUAAGCACAUGUUAGAGAGUAAUUACGUGCCUAAUAACUUUACUUUCUCUUUUGUUAUCAGGGCUUGUAUUGAUGUUUUGAAUUUGCCAAUGGGUUUAUGUUUUCAUGGCCAAGUUGUUAAAUUUGGAUGGCAAAGUUAUGAUUUUGUGCAAAAUGGAUUGAUUCAUCUGUAUGCAAAUUGUGGGUUUAUGGACUUAGCAAGGAAGCUGUUUGAUAUGAGUACGAAGAGGGAUGUUGUUACUUGGACUUGUUUGAUCAAUGGAUAUUUAAAGUUUGGUCAAGUCUUGAUUGCUAGGGAGUUGUUUGAUAAAAUGCCAGAGAAGAAUCCAGUUUCGUGGGGCGCAAUGAUUGCAGGGUAUGUGCAAGUUGGGUUUUUUAAGGAGGCUUUAGAGGUUUUUAAUGAUAUGCAGGUUUCUGGGUUUAAGCCUAAUCACGCUAGUAUUGUUGGUGUGCUUACAGCCUGUGCUUUUUAG